This is a messenger RNA of Cornus florida, 1526 nucleotides long. Its product is annotated as putative glucan endo-1,3-beta-glucosidase GVI. The record is from RefSeq and is a predicted model, not a curated record. Gene Ontology annotation, molecular function: hydrolase activity, hydrolyzing O-glycosyl compounds. Lineage: Eukaryota; Viridiplantae; Streptophyta; Magnoliopsida; Cornales; Cornaceae. Gene Ontology annotation, biological process: carbohydrate metabolic process. Gene Ontology annotation, cellular component: plasma membrane. The transcript has 2 exons. Bases 368 to 1390 code for a protein of 340 amino acids.
CUGAAAAGAACUUUGACACAUUAUUUGGGCUUUGAAAAUGCAAUAAUACAUAUGAAAUCAAGAAAAAUGUUUCUUGGCUAUAAGAGAUAAACCUUGAGAGACCCUACAAACAAACAAUUUUCAUAUGUAAAAUAUGUAUGAAAGUGUGUCCAUAUGAGUAAUCCAGACGUGGUAUUCCCCAAGUCAUUUUCAUAGUAAUCGUCGUCAGACGAAAGGUUGCGUUAAUGCUAGGAAGCUAUAGUUUUAAUUUACUAAAUUCUCUCCUCUAUAUAUAUUAUUGUAUACAUCAAGUGAUACAUUGAGAUCUUUAGGCCAUAGAUGAUCACUCUGUCUUCAGAGGGCAAAAAAGGUUGAGAAAUUUGUUUCAAUGGGUUGGCUUUUCUGUAGAAUCGUCGUUUUCUUUCUUCUCGUGCUUCAAUUUAAUAUAUUUACAGAGGCUCGACUUGUUGGAUUGAACUAUGGAUUGCUAGGGAACAACCUCCCACCACCAAGCAAAGUUGUUGCACUCUUGAAAUCAAGAAACAUUACAAGAAUUCGCCUCUUUGCUCCGAAUCACACUGUCCUCAGAGCAUUAGAAGGCUCUGGAAUUGAAGUUAUCCUCGGAACCCUCAAUGAGGAUCUCAAAAAUAUUUCCAGUGAUGUUACAUAUGCCUUAAGCUGGAUCACAAGUAAUGUAGAACCAUACUCAGACACAAUUAAUUUCCGGUGCAUAUCAGCUGGCAACGAAGUCAUACCUGGUGACUUGGCAGAUUUUGUGUUACCAGCUAUGAAAAAUCUCCACACUGCCUUAGCAGCCUCUAAUCUGAUCAAUAUCCCAGUAAGCACAUCGGUUCCAACUUCAGUUCUCGGGACUUCAUACCCUCCUUCAAAAGGGGAAUUCGCAGAGAAUGUGAACUCUAUAAUGACAUCAAUCACAGCUUUCCUAGCAGCAAAGAAGAGUCCUUUGCUUGUCAAUGUGUACCCUUACUUCGCAUACAUUUCUAACCCGAAUGACAUCCCAUUGUUCUAUGCACUAUUCAACAGUACUGAGGUGGUUGUGCAGGAUGGGAAGCUCGGGUACAAGAACCUAUUUGAUGCCAUAACUGACGCAGUUUAUUCCGCGCUAGAGAAGGCAGGGGGUGAGUCUCUGGACAUUAUCAUCUCGGAAAGUGGAUGGCCAUCUGAUGGAAAUGGUGGCAUUGCAACAAUACCAAAUGCUAAAAUGUAUAACAAUAACCUUGUUGAGCAUGUUUCAGGAUCAUUGGGCACACCAAAGAGGCCUGGGAAGAGUAUAGAGACCUAUGUGUUUGCCAUUUUCAAUGAAAAUCUCAAGCCUCCUGGGACUGAACAGAACUUUGGCUUGUAUUACCCAAAUAUGACACAGGUUUACCAUCUAAACUUCUCUCAAUAGACACCUUUGACAUAUGGAGGCCUAUUUUUCUUCUAUAUUACCAAUAAUACCCUCUUUCUCUUUUCUUUUCUUUUCUUUCCUCUUUUUUUUUUUUUUUUUUUUUUUUUUUUUUUUUUUUUUUUUUUUUUUUAGAUUU